Messenger RNA from Magnolia sinica, 2407 nucleotides. Its product is annotated as 3-phosphoinositide-dependent protein kinase 2-like. Bases 420 to 1901 code for a protein of 493 amino acids. The record is from RefSeq and is a predicted model, not a curated record. Gene Ontology annotation, biological process: peptidyl-serine phosphorylation; intracellular signal transduction. Gene Ontology annotation, molecular function: ATP binding; protein serine/threonine kinase activity. The transcript is spliced from 11 exons. NCBI's taxonomy places the organism in Eukaryota, Viridiplantae, Streptophyta, Magnoliopsida, Magnoliales, Magnoliaceae.
UAUCUCGAUUCACUUUUCUCGUUCAAAGCCUUUGGGCUACUCUAAUAAGGAAGCAAAUCAUCCCUCAUUUCUCGUGUAUUUACAAUCAUUGGAAUCAUCUUCUCUCUCUCUCUCUCUCUCUCUCUCUCUCUUCAUAUUUCUCGUUUUAUUAAAAAAGAUAAAAAAGACAGAAAAGAAAAAGGGCGGAGAGAGAUGACAGAUGAAACCGUCGCUUUUUCACGCUUUAUCAGAAGUCGAGAGAAGAAAGAAUCUGAUGAUUCUUGUGCCUGCGCUGUUGACCGCCGUUCUCGUUGAAGGCCGUGACCAAAAGAGAGAAAGAUAGAGGAUUUUGGAUUCAGAUCCUUUUGAGAGAGAGAGAGAGAGAGAGAGAGAGAGAGAGAGAGAGAGAGAGAGAGAGAGAGAGAGAGAGAGAGAGAGAGAUGACGUUGAUUGGUGGGGGUGGUGAGGAGAUGGAGAAGGAUUUCGAUUCCAAGCUGCAGUUGCAAGAGAGCGAGAACAACAGCAGCAUCCAACGGUCGAAGAGCAUCAACUUCAGAGCUCCUCAGGAGCAAUUCUCCAUCCAAGACUUUGAUUUGGGGAAGAUCUACGGUGUCGGAUCCUAUUCCAAGGUUGUGAGGGCAAAGAAGAAAGACACAGGAAAUGUAUAUGCUUUGAAGAUCAUGGAUAAAAAGUUCAUCACCAAAGAAAAUAAAAUAUCGUAUGUGAAGCUGGAACGUAUUGUACUUGAUCAGCUGGAUCAUCCUGGCAUUAUCAGGCUAUUUUUCACAUUUCAAGACACCUAUUCUCUCUACAUGGCCCUUGAGUCUUGUGAAGGUGGAGAACUCUUUGACCAAAUAACCAGGAAAGGUCGUCUAUCAGAGGCUGAGGCUCGUUUCUAUGCCGCAGAAGUUGUCGAUGCACUGGAAUACAUUCACGGAGUUGGAUUAAUUCAUCGGGACAUUAAGCCAGAGAACUUGCUACUUACUGCAGAAGGUCAUAUUAAAAUUGCUGAUUUUGGUAGUGUAAAACCAAUGAAGGAUAGCCAAAUUACCAUCCUUCCAACUGCCACAAAUGAGAAGGCUUGCACAUUUGUGGGAACUGCCGCAUACGUCCCUCCAGAAGUCCUUAAUUCUUCUCCUGCAACUUUCGGAAAUGACCUUUGGGCAGUUGGCUGCACCUUAUAUCAGAUGCUUUCAGGAACUUCUCCCUUCAAAGAUGCAAGUGAAUGGCUCAUUUUCCAACGAAUUAUAGCCAGGGACCUUAGAUUUCCAGAUUACUUCUCAGAUGAAGCAAGAGACCUUAUUGAUAAGUUAUUGGAUACAGAUCCCAACAAAAGACCAGGUGCUGGACCUGAUGGUUAUGCUGUCAUCAAGAUGCAUCCCUUCUUUAAGGGAGUUGACUGGAAAAAUUUAAGGGCGUCACCAGCACCGGCACCGAGUCUUGCGGUUGAGUCAAAUGCAGCAGAGGAUGAUGUUCAGGAUUCCGAGUGGAACCUCUCGCAUGUUGGUGAUGGUUCUACCCAACAAAAUGAUGGAUGCAGUGGCGCCACAUCAUCUUCUGAAUCAUCUUCUCAUAUGAGUAGGCUUGCUUCAAUUGAUUCCUUUGAUUCUAGAUGGCAGCAGUUUCUGGACCCUGGGGAGUCUGUUGUGAUGAUCUCAAUGGUAAAGAAAAUACAGAAGCUAGCUAACAAGAAAGUGCAGCUCAUCCUCACAGACAAGCCCAAGUUGAUAUAUGUUGAUCCUUCCAAGCUGAUGGCCAAGGGAAACAUAAUCUGGUCCAAUGAUCCCAACGAGCUCAGCAUCCAAGUCGCUAAUUCUUCACAUUUCAAGAUUUGCACCCCAAAGAAGGUGAUGGCAUUUGAAGAUGCAAAACAGCGUGCAUGGCAAUGGAAGAAGGUGAUCGAGGGCCUUCAGAACCGGUGAACUCAGCUCAGGGUUUUUUUUUUUAAUUUAAAAAAACCUGAGUCAUAUUUCAUCUCGUGAGUUGUGGAGGGUACUUGAUGAUCCUAAAGGAUCAGAUGUUCCAAUGGAAGCAAUAUCCAGUGGGAAGAGAGUAAGGCUGCUGUUGUGGCAUGUUCAGGGUUGCACUCGGUGCACGUCAGACCACCUUGGCAAUGCUUUGAAAUGGAGAGUGAGCGAUAAAGAGGUGCUUUGUUCUAUCUUCAUGAGCUGUUUGAAAAACCACCAAGGUGUAGCUGUGAAAAUUUUCUCAUUAUUGAUUAGCUUAUCGUUGUAAUGCAGAAAUCAUGCGAUUCACCCUGGGAUGGUCAUGAGAUAGAUAAAGCACUAGGUUUUCGUCUGCUGUCUUGAAUGACUAGGAUGAAAAAAGAGCAUUGCCAUGUUGUUUGCUAUACGUAAGCAAUAGUGAUGGGUCAUUCCUCUUGUGGAACUGAAUAGCAGUUAAUCUCGGUUGUUUAACCGGUGGUUUC